AUGACGGAUAACCUGGUCCUUCUCGGUAUUUCGUACUCUGCACUAACCCAUUCUGCGGCACUACACGGCGCAGACCCGAUCCGUACCACAGAGGAGGUGCUGGAGCUAGAAGGUAAGAAGGAAAUACUCGAUGAGUGUGAUGAAGACAGUGAAGAGUUCAAAACCACGAGUGAACAACAGAAGGAUCGUUUUGACCACAUGAAGUCUCAUGAAGCCGCGCAGAGAGUAUCAAAACAAUCCAAGCAAUUGUAA
Sphaeroforma arctica JP610 is the source of this 252-nucleotide messenger RNA. RefSeq lists its product as hypothetical. The transcript has 2 exons. Bases 1 to 252 code for a protein of 83 amino acids. The record is from RefSeq and is a predicted model, not a curated record. Lineage: Eukaryota; Ichthyosporea; Ichthyophonida.